Molecule: messenger RNA, 1590 nt
Organism: Colias croceus (clouded yellow)
Lineage: Eukaryota; Metazoa; Arthropoda; Insecta; Lepidoptera; Pieridae
Gene: eIF2Bgamma
Product: translation initiation factor eIF-2B subunit gamma
Exons: 4
Coding region: 188-1567 (459 amino acids)
Biological process (GO): cytoplasmic translational initiation
Cellular component (GO): eukaryotic translation initiation factor 2B complex; guanyl-nucleotide exchange factor complex
Molecular function (GO): guanyl-nucleotide exchange factor activity; translation initiation factor activity
Source: RefSeq, a predicted model, not a curated record
UAUCGUCACCAUUUCGAACUUUCAAGUGUCUACUUUUAACAAAAAAUAAUAACAAUUUUGUUUAUAUAAUAUAACUAUUUUAGUUUAUUUAUGGUUCGUAAUAAAAUAUAGGUAAAGAAUAUAAACUGAAACUGGUUCAGUUUACAAAGAAAUAUCUACGGAAAAAACACUUAAUUUGAGGUUAGAAAUGCAUAAGAUUCUGGAGUUUCAAGCUGUUGUUUUAGCAGCAGGAAGAGGUUCUCGCAUGCCUGAUGUUGGUGGGACGGUUUCAAAAUGCCUCCUUCCUAUCGGCCCUUAUCCAUUACUAUGGUAUUCAUUGAAUUUACUUGAAAGAGUUGGAUUUCAAGAAACUAUGGUAUUGGUACUUGAUGAAGAUAAGUCCAGUAUUUUAGGUGCUUUAGAAAAAUGCCCGUUGAAAAUCAAAUAUGAACUCAUAGUGAUACCUGCGGAUGAAGAUUGGGGUACUGCUAACUCAUUAAAACACAUCAGCAGCAGAGUGACCACAGACUUGGUUGUUAUUUCUGGUGAUUUAAUAACUAAUGUCAAUCUAAAUGAUGUCUUGAACCUUUACAGGAAACAUGACAGUGUUCUUGCAUCAUUAUUCUUCAAUAAUGGACCUGAAGAAUGGAUUGAGUUGCCAGGAAUUAAAACAAAAGCUAAACCAGAUAGAGACCUUGUCUGUAUAGAUAAAGAAACAGAAAGAUUAUGCUUUUUAGCGAGUGCGAGUGAUUUUGAAGAGAAUGUUUCCAUUCCUAGAUUACUUCUAAAGAAGUUUAGCUCUAUAAGCAUGUACAGUAGAUUAUUGGAUGCUCAUGUGUAUGUUAUGAAAAAGUGGGUUAUAAACUACCUUGUUGAUAUGGAUAAGUUUACAUCAUUGAAAGGGGAGCUGAUACCACACAUUGUGAAGAAACAAUUAUCAAAGCCUAAAAACCCUCUAGAAAAAAAGGGGACAUCGGAAAAACAGGUGGAAUUGAACAAAGAUAUAUUUGAUUAUGCUCUGGACUAUGGUUAUGAAAAUAAAAUAAGGCAGAUGUCAGCAUACAAUGAUCAUAAACUCGGUAGCAAAGGUGUUUAUUACAAUGAUGCAAUAAAGUGUUAUGCUCAUAUUCCUGACAAGAGUACUUUUGGGAUGCGAGUCAAUACUUUAUCAGCUUUUUAUCUAUCUAAUAGCAAGAUACUAUCAAGAUGGGAAGAAAUAACUGGUUCGCCGCUCACUGACAGAAUACAUCCAAAUAGUGAUGUAAAGACCAAGCAGAUUGAUGAAACAAGUACUGUCGGUGAAAAAAGUUUCAUCAGUGAAAAAACAUCAAUUAAAUGUACCUUCAUUGGAUCUAAUUGUACAAUAGAGAAUAAAGUCAGAUUAACUAACUGUAUAUUAAUGAAUAAUGUAACUAUUAAAGAAGGGAGCGUACUUCAGGACUGCGUUGUAUACACAGGAGCAACGAUUGACACAAACUGUGCGAUGCAAUAUUGCAUUAUCGGCCCCCACCAUGUCUUACCUUCAGCUGUCAAAGGAAACCACCAGCUGUAUGCAGAAACAACUGAUAAUAUGAUAACACUUGGAUAAUUUAUAAUAAAUGAUACUUAAUA